GGUGGGGGGACCGAGAGAGGCGGGGGAGAGGGAAGAGGCCGCAGAAGCCCGAGCCUUGACCGACGGGCAGGCGGGGGCUGCGGCGGCGCCGCUCCUCCACUGCCUGGGAGUCCCAACUCACCAUUAUGCCCGUACAUCCCCUCCGAGGACCCCGUCUCGUAGCGGUAUUACAGACGUCCCAUCGGCCCGGAACCCCCGGAGCGCUCCUCUGCUCCACGGCUCCCCCGCCUUGCUGCGUCUCCCCUUCUGCAUCUCUCGCCCCAUCACCCCCACGCGUCUUCGACCUACGAGACACCCCCAUUCGCCUUCCAUUUCCCCUGUGCCCCCAUUCUCCUCUAAUUCCUGCAGACACCCCCUCUUCCGCUUUUUCUCCUUUCCCUGCACCCCUUCAGACCCUCCCCCAAUUUCCAUGUACUCCUCGGCUCGGCACUCUGCGCCGCACGGGCACGAGAGGAUCACUCAACGAUGUCAGUCAUUAUUAGGCACUUUGACUGUCCCCCACGGCCCGUCGCCCCCCAUCCGCCCGGGGACUUAAGAGCCAGUGUCGCAGCGGCCGGGGUGGGGCUGGCGGCGCAGGACGCGGAGCCCCCUCCAGCACAGUGUGCCCUGUGCCCGCAGCGCCGGCGCCCCCCAUGCCCCAGGCAGCCGGACGGCGGCGUCGGGGGGCGCCAUGGCCUCGGCGGCGGCGGCGGGCGAAGCGGAAGAGACCACCCGGCUGCGCAAGCCGCGCUUCUCCUUCGAAGAGAACCAGAUCCUGAUCCGGGAGGUGCGCGCCCACUACCCGCAGCUCUACGGCGCGCAGAGCCGUCGGGUGAGUGUGGCGGAGCGGCGGCGUGUGUGGGACGGCAUCGCGGCCAAGAUCAACGGCAUCACCAGCUGGAAGCGCACUGGCCAGGAGGUGCAGAAGCGCUGGAACGACUUCAAGCGCCGCACCAAGGAGAAGCUGGCCCGCGUGCCGCACUCCACGCAGGGUGCUGGGCCUGCCGCCGAAGACGCCUUCUCCGCUGAGGAGGAGACCAUUUUUGCCAUCCUCGGGCCGGGGGUGGCGGGGCCAGGAGCUGGUGCAGGGGCCGAGCAGCCCCCCGCGGCCGCCUCCUCACAGCCACCGGCCCCAAGCGCUUGCACCCAACGCUAUGUGCUGUCCGAGGACCGCAGGGAAGACCGACGGGCAGAUACACCAGCCCACAGCAAGGGGGGCUCCAGCAGCCCAGAGCCUUGGGCCCGGCCCUCCUGCAAUCCCCAGGAAGGGGGCUGCCCCCCGCCCAAGGAGCGUGAGUCCUCGCCCCUUCCAGCCCUGCAGACCGUCCAGCUGCCCCGUCUGGCUCUGUCUCCACCACCCCCAGCCCCUCCACCUCCACUACCCCCACCACCGCAGCAGGUCCAAGCUGCACCUUCGCCCCCCAGCCCUCUGCCCCCUCCACCACCUCUGCCGGUGCUCUCCGGCCCAGACCCCUCCCUGGACUUCCUGCGGGCUCAGCAGGAGACUGCCAAUGCCAUCAGGGAGCUAGCUGGCACCCUGCGGCAGGGACUGACCAAACUGAGUGAGGCCCUGAGUGCCCUGCUGCCCCUCCUGCCUGGAACCCCAGUUGACCCUCUGCCCCCACCCCCACCCCCUAGGCCUGUCCUGCCCCCACCCACCCCCAAGGUGGAGAUCACCCCAGAGCCCGUGUCUGUGGUGGCUGCUGUCAUGGACCGGGCUGUGGUGGCAGCCAGGGGGGUGAUCAUCGCUCCUAGAAGUGAGGAAGGGGCCCCCCGGCCCCCUGCAGCCCCACUUCCUUCCCAUGACUCCCCCCCACACAAGAGGAGGAAAGGUUUCCCCACACGGAAGAGGCGGGGGCGAUGGAAAUCUCCGUGAAACCUGCCACUGGGUUCGAGCUUGUCUCCGCUCUUUCUGCCUGCACCUCCGCGCCCAGCUUUGCCCAGCAGAGGAGGGCCGUGCACCUUCCCUGCGCCAGCUGCACCCUGGCUCCCGGCUGCGGGGACGCGAGCACCCCACUCCUUGUACUAGUUAGUGCCUGAUUCGAGGGGGGCCUCGCUGAUGGGCCCUCCAACCCUUUCUCCAGUACAGCGCUGUCUGCCUGGCUGCUUCCCUUGACCCUGACUUCUAAGCCAUCAAUCUGAUGUUAUUUAUUACUGCCCUUGGCGGGCUGCAGAGGGAACCUCGCGGGUCUGCACACACCCCUUUCCCUAACCACUCCUGGUCUAGACUUGAAGAGAGUUGAGCUGUGUUGAGGCCUCCCCACACCCCUGAUCCAGACUUCGGAGGGAGUGGGGGUUGCAAGACAAAUCAGAAUGUGGGCAACAAUGAGGGAGAGGGGGCGAGUUCUCACUGGGGAGGCACAGGUGGGGCCUUCUGCCUCCCACUGCAGUCUGACCUCCAGAGCUCAGCGCCCUCCUUUCUUCUCAGUGGU
Molecule: messenger RNA, 2411 nt
Organism: Phyllostomus hastatus (greater spear-nosed bat)
Lineage: Eukaryota; Metazoa; Chordata; Mammalia; Chiroptera; Phyllostomidae
Gene: MYPOP
Product: Myb related transcription factor, partner of profilin
Exons: 3
Coding region: 671-1855 (394 amino acids)
Biological process (GO): regulation of transcription by RNA polymerase II
Cellular component (GO): nucleus
Molecular function (GO): DNA-binding transcription factor activity, RNA polymerase II-specific; RNA polymerase II cis-regulatory region sequence-specific DNA binding
Source: RefSeq, a predicted model, not a curated record